Molecule: messenger RNA, 930 nt
Organism: Exophiala viscosa
Lineage: Eukaryota; Fungi; Ascomycota; Eurotiomycetes; Chaetothyriales; Herpotrichiellaceae
Product: WD40-repeat-containing domain protein
Exons: 2
Coding region: 1-930 (309 amino acids)
Molecular function (GO): protein binding
Source: RefSeq, a predicted model, not a curated record
AUGCUGAACACAUACCAUGAGGUAGCAAGCUGUGCGCCGUCUCGGCACAAUGAUGUCUACAUCUUCUCGAUAGCACCUCUUGCGCGAGACGGUCUUGCCGCCAUCACUUCUGCAAAUGAACUUCUGCUAUUACAAGACAGGGGAGCCCUUGGCACUCCCAAUGUGUCUGUUCUCAGCGACUGCCCUCAUGGUGUCACUUCGAUGGCUGUGGCAGAUGCUGGACAGACUGUGUUCUGUGCAGGAAACGAUGGCCACGUUGCAGUUUAUGACUAUCGCACUCGGUCGAAAGCGGUGGAAUUCAGGAUAGGCUUCAAGGCGCUGAAUGCGAUCGCCUGUAGGGGUACUGAUGUGGCCGUUGGCGGUGACGCAGUCGUGUCUGUCUGGGAUCGAAGACAAAAUAAAGUGCGCUGGCAAAAUACGGAGCUCAAUGACGAAAUUACCGCAUUGGACUUUCAUCCUACUCAGGACAAUGUGCUUCUUGCCGGAGGUGAUGAUGGCUUGGUCAGCAUUUUUGACACCCAAAUCGCGGAGGAGGAAGACAGUCUCGUUCAGGCUGUUAACCAUGGUCCCAUUCACAAGGCAGGAUUUCUCGGCACAAAUGAUCUCUAUGCUUUGAGCUCAGAUCAGAACCUCGCACUGCAUUCACUUACUCUUGAAGACACCGAUGAUACUGAGCCUUCGCCGGACUUAUUCGGAGACCUACGUCCUAUUGUUCCUUGCGAAUAUGUGAUCGAUGUUUUCCAGACUGGACCGGAUCAUGUAGUAGCUUGCGGUUCGCACAGCCAAACUCGAGUCGAUCUGGUCAAGCUCGUGAGAGGUUCCAAAGUUGAUCCAAGUCAGCGUAUCGUCCUCGAAGGUGCUCACGUGGGAGAAGUCGUACGUUCGAUUUUCGCAGAUGAGACGGUAGGUCAAACAUUCCAUACUCCAUGA